Molecule: messenger RNA, 690 nt
Organism: Gastrolobium bilobum
Lineage: Eukaryota; Viridiplantae; Streptophyta; Magnoliopsida; Fabales; Fabaceae
Product: ferredoxin-like
Exons: 1
Coding region: 78-512 (144 amino acids)
Biological process (GO): electron transport chain
Cellular component (GO): chloroplast
Molecular function (GO): 2 iron, 2 sulfur cluster binding; electron transfer activity
Source: RefSeq, a predicted model, not a curated record
UUUAUUAUGGACACCACAAACUAGUGUCUUCUCUGCUUUAGUUGGUAGCAUACUCCACAGUUUGCAGCACCAAAAGAAUGGCGACGACACAAGCUUUCUCUGGCACAAUGGUGAGCACCUCCUUCCUCCGGAGGCAGCCAGUGAGCAACAGCCUAAAGGCAUUUCCAAACGUGGGUCAGUCUCUGUUUGGUGUAAAAGGUGGACGUGGAGGUCGUAUCACUGCCUACAAGGUGAAACUGAUUACACCAGAGGGAACAAAAGAAUUUGAUUGCCCAGAUGAUGUUUACAUUCUUGACCAGGCUGAGGAGGAAGGCUUUGAGCUUCCUUACUCAUGCAGGGCUGGUUCUUGCUCUUCUUGUGCUGGCAAAGUUGUUGAUGGCCAAGUGGAUCAGUCAGAUGGUAGCUUCCUUGAUGAUGAUCAAAUAGGAAGUGGAUUUGUUCUCACCUGUGUUGCUUACCCUCAGUCAGAUGUUGUUAUUGAGACCCACAAAGAGGAAGAGCUCACUGCUUAAAUGUGACCUCAAAACUUCUUCUUUCCCAUUGCUUUUAAAUAUCUUGCUGUUCCCCUCAUGUCUGUUAAGUUUAAUUUUGUACCUUUUUUUUCUCAGGAUAUGGUUGUUUAUGUUUUCAUCAGAAUGAGUAACUUAUGCAUAAAUUCCUUCAUCUAUAGUAAAAAGUGAACUUCUUGUA